Haliotis rubra (blacklip abalone) is the source of this 2993-nucleotide messenger RNA. RefSeq lists its product as uncharacterized. The coding region runs from base 106 to 1770 and encodes 554 amino acids. Lineage: Eukaryota; Metazoa; Mollusca; Gastropoda; Lepetellida; Haliotidae. Gene Ontology annotation, molecular function: protein binding. The record is from RefSeq and is a predicted model, not a curated record. The transcript is spliced from 7 exons.
CUCUCGCUACUGUGUUGUGUAGUCAGAGUGUUGACAGUGUCAAGGAAUUGCUCGCGGUUCGUGGCCCCCCAAGGCAUGUUUCCCCGGGGGUGAGGAUAUACGGCAAUGUUGCUGACGAGGGGCCCGAGCGAUGUGGGCAUGAAGUCCCUCACAACCCUAAAGGAGAAUAAGCCGCUGAUGUGGCAGGGGUCAGUGGGGGAUGAUCUGGAUCACCUGGAGAGAGACCGCGCCAUCCAUACAGAUCCAGAUGAGACCCGGCGUAGACGCACUAUCAAACUACAUCAGGAAAACAACAAGUGGGGCUUCACACUGCAGACAUAUGGCAUCAAGAACAAGAAGACCAAUGAGCUGGAGGUGAUGACCUAUGUGGACUAUGUGGAACUUCACAGUUCGGCAGGGCUGGCUGGCAUGCGCAGAGGUGACGUGAUUCUGUCUGUGAAUGGUGAAAGUGUGGAGGGGGAACCUCACAAGACACUAGUCAGGAAGAUCAAGGAAGCCAAAGACACUCUCAGGCUCGUUGUGCUGUUUGAAGACUGCUGUCGCAAGGUAGAGCUUUACGAGAGAUUCAUCAGACUCAAGCAAGUAUUGAAGGCCAAACUGGCUGAGUUACGUUGCCUGGAAAAAACGGAGCACAGGAUACUAGAAGGUAAUGGUGGAUUUUCUCGAUUUUCAUCUGUCCGGAGCAGCCUCCGAAGCUCUGCCUCUAGUGACUGGGAUCGCUUCAGCAUGGUUGUCUCGCCUGCUCAGAUGCUUCAAAACCUCCCCAACAAGCUCACACAACAACACUUCCUGUUUCCCAGGGCCUACCCAAACAGUGUUGAUGACUCCAGUGAAAUUUCUCUCAAUGAUAUUGCAUUAAAUGACAGCUUUUCUGAUGACAACGAUGCAUUCCUCGACUCCAGUGCAAGCUGCUCAGAUAUAGUGUCAUUGCAAGGAAUCCGCAAGAAUAAAGUGGAUUCCCUAUCCAAUAAAAGUGUAAGCUCAUUAAUUACCAAUGCAGAAAAUCAGGAGAGAGAAGUCCCGAAAGGGGACAAAUCAGAAGAAAGUUUUCAGGCUGAAGAGUCAUUUAAGGAAAGUAACUCUGACAUUACAGACACACAGGUGUUUCCAAGGGACCACAAAGAUUCCGAAAACAGUGCUGAACUAACUGUGGACAAUUUAAUGCCUCUUGAAGGUAACUCUAAAGACAUACCUGACUUGGGAGGUCACUCUAAAGGUGAAUCGGACAAGGGAGAUAACACUGAAUUUGAAUCUAGCCAGGGAGAUAACUUUGAAGCUGAACCCAGCAAGGGAGAUAACUUUGAGGCUGAAUCUAGCAAGGGAGAUAACUUUGAAGCUGAAUCCAGCAAGGGGGAUAACUUUGAAGCUGAAUCCAGCAAGGGGGAUAACUUUGAAGAUGAAUCCAGCAAGGGAGAUAACUUUGAAGAUGAAUCUGGCCUGGGAGAUAACUUUGAAGAUGAAUCUGGCCAGGGAAAUGACCUCAAAGCUGAAUCUAGCGAGGGAGAAAACAUUGAAGCUGAAUCAGACAGUUUGGAUAAAUGCAUUGACAUGCCAAACAAUCUACUGGAAGAUGCCACCCUUGAAUUCCAGCCAAAGGCAAGAGAUCAGUUUGAUAUACCACAGGUUUCUGAUAUCAAGGAUAAUGACCAGGAGUCUUUAGAUGAUGCAAGGAAAGACAACUCUUCAGAAACCAUGUCACCACCAACACCUUCAAAGAGAUUUGUACGUGGGGUAUUGGUGAAUGACUAUGAUGAGAUUACAAAGUUGUGAUAAAAUGUUGCCAUAUAUACUGUUGCCUACCCAAAAUGAUUUAUAAAAAAUUAUUUUAAUGUACAGAAAUGUGAUAUAUAUAGCAUUUGGUGCCCACCGAUAUGUAUAUUAAAUAUUGAUUUUAUUCCAUUUGUUGUGUGUAAAUCUAAACAUUCCACAUAUCUGUUGUUACUUGUAGAGAAUGUUCAAUGCUUGAGCUAGUCGUAAAAAGUGAUGGAAAGCCUACAAAAUGCAAUAGUCUCAUGUGACCAUACACCCACUCAUCAAUGUGAAAGAUAUGAUUUUUCUUUUGGUAUCAGAUCAGUUUCUUCAUCGAAUGAGGUUUGACAGAUAUUAAGAGAAAAAAUUCUAUUAUUUUUACACUAUGAUUUCAAUACAUAUUUACCAUAUAUAUGCACAGUAAUUGUUAUUUACCAUGAUAUAUCAUAUUGACAUUUGCAAAAUCACGACAUAUGAAACACACACAUAUUCACUGUUAUUCAGGCAUUCACUUUCAUAAUCAGCUUGCAGAGAUGAAGUAGCUCAAACUGCACAAUAUUUGAGCCUCUAUAGCCGAAAACUGUCUUUCCAUUCAGGUAAUAUGUGGGAAGACCAUUUCUUCUGCCCUGUCAUGAAUAUUACUAUUACCAAUAUUGGAAUAUUGCUAAAGUAGAGUAAAUAUCAACUUACUCCACUUCUGCCAUAUUACACCCCUCUCUUCCUACCUCCAUCCUGCCCUACUCAAACAGCAGUAUUUCAAUAUGGUAUUAACAGCGGCAUCCAUUAUACUCAUCAUUGACUCUGUCUAUGCCAAAUACGUUUCACAUUUACAUCUUCAUCAGCUCAGCUGUUUACACUCAUAUCUAUUUUACUUGAGAUAGGCUUUAUCAAGUGUCCUAAAUCGCAAACUGAAAUCUAUGUCAUGUACAUAACAGACGAAUCAAAAGUCCAGUGAAACUGUUGUAAUUAUGCACAUAGACUGAAAGUUUUGCUUCACCAAGUUGCCAUAACUCCAUGUAUAUUUCACCUGAGAUUUGUCUGUGAUGUGUCUAUGCAUGUUCAGUGCUAUGAGUCCAAUGUACAUACAGACUUCUGUAACCCAUCUUGGAUUUCCUGACUUCAUGAUUGUUAUCAAGGUUUAUUCAGAGCAACAAUGUAGCUUCUCAUCUGUUCAAUUUCUUUGUCUGAUUUUAAACAUUUUGCACUGUUUCAAGCAUUUGAAAACCAAUAAAAAUUAAAUGUAU